AUGUCGCAAAAUAAUCGCCGCAAGGGCCACAUCCCAGGGACCCUAGUCUUAAACUGGAAAUCCGGAGAGGCACCUAACGGCAAAUCAUCGACCAGAAGACCCAUGACUGCCUGCGAGGCAUGUCGCACAGCUAAAGUCAAAUGCGAUGCACAACGAGAUUGCAGUCGCUGUAAAUUGCGCGGCUUGGGGUGUCGCUAUAUCACCCGUGGCUCGGUAGCGAACAAUGAGCCCAGGCUGGAUUUUGCGGGUUGUAGCCAAGCAAGCCCCGUACAAGAAGCAGUUCAUGGGCUUUCUGACCCCUCCAGCAACAUUGAUUCUGGGUUCCUGGAUGACCUGUCUUUACACAAUGCGUCGAAGGCAAUGGAAUGGGGGGAAGAUGCGUUCAAUAAAGCCCUUGAACAGUUCGACUGGGUAUUUCCCGAUGACAACAUAGAUACAUCUGAUCUGCAUAGGGAGAAUCUUCUGGAGGACCCGAUCUGUAUUCCCGAAAAUUACGAUCAAAGUCCGAAUACUUUAGCUCUCCCCGACUUAGUCUCGCUGCCUUCAGUAUCAAGUCACGAAAAUACCUCGGCGUGCCAGUGUAGGAUGGAUCUUAUCGCGCAUGUGCCACUUUUAGAAGACAUCAUGCAAGAAAAGCCCAAGCCACGCUUAGAUGCAAUGCUCAAAGUCACCGAGGAUGUCACUGCGAGCUGCCAGUCUGCCAUCAACUGCAAACGAUGCAAGAUCGGGCCUGUGGAUCUUGUUUGUAUUGUGACAGUGUUCCAGCAAACCGCUGCAUGCUUCGAUCACAUUGCGAAGUCAAGCCUCGAUGGCAGUAUGAAAGUCGGCGUCGGCAGCUAUGAGGUUUCUCUGACGGACGAUAUUACGUUCAAGCGCAUGCUGGUCAUGAACCAUAUCAAGCAAGCCAACACAUUAUUGGAUUCAAUGAACAUCUUCUGCCAAAAUCUGUGCUUGUCGCAAGAUGGUCUGCCGCGCAACGUGAUGAAUCGCUCUCCAGCCUGCCUCAACCAACUCAAUUUGAAUUAUGUCAGGGAGGUUACUACAAAUUUCCGGACUUUCUUUCGGUUGAUAACAGACGUGUUUGAAGAGUGA
Penicillium cosmopolitanum is the source of this 1092-nucleotide messenger RNA. Its product is annotated as Zn(II)2Cys6 transcription factor domain-containing protein. The transcript has 2 exons. Gene Ontology annotation, biological process: regulation of DNA-templated transcription. NCBI's taxonomy places the organism in Eukaryota, Fungi, Ascomycota, Eurotiomycetes, Eurotiales, Aspergillaceae. The record is from RefSeq and is a predicted model, not a curated record. Bases 1 to 1092 code for a protein of 363 amino acids. Gene Ontology annotation, molecular function: zinc ion binding; DNA-binding transcription factor activity, RNA polymerase II-specific.